AUGGCGCCUCUCAGUCCAGAUGCAAAGAGAUUAAGGACCAUCAUCAUCUCCCUACCUAUCCUCGUCGUGACCUCCGCCAUCUUAUAUCGCCGCACUUACUUGGGAGAAGAACAAAGAAAGAUCCCAAGGGAUGUAUCAGAAUCGUCGCAGAGUGGUCAGGGGAGAAUUCUAGGUAGAGGGGGAGUGGAAAUCGGUGGUGCGCCUUGGGAAGUACAAGGUAAGAAACCGAGUGGCUCGCGUUGA
Tremella mesenterica DSM 1558 is the source of this 243-nucleotide messenger RNA. RefSeq lists its product as uncharacterized. Bases 1 to 243 code for a protein of 80 amino acids. The record is from RefSeq and is a predicted model, not a curated record. Lineage: Eukaryota; Fungi; Basidiomycota; Tremellomycetes; Tremellales; Tremellaceae. The transcript has 3 exons.